Messenger RNA from Hyaena hyaena (striped hyena), 3213 nucleotides. RefSeq names its product ADAM metallopeptidase domain 15 (gene ADAM15). Gene Ontology annotation, biological process: integrin-mediated signaling pathway; innate immune response; proteolysis. The transcript is spliced from 22 exons. The record is from RefSeq and is a predicted model, not a curated record. Lineage: Eukaryota; Metazoa; Chordata; Mammalia; Carnivora; Hyaenidae. Bases 86 to 2839 code for a protein of 917 amino acids. Gene Ontology annotation, molecular function: metalloendopeptidase activity; integrin binding.
GUGCGCCAGGCAGACCCGGCGGCCGCGGCUCCUCGGCGCGCGGCCCAGCACCUGCUGCCCUCGCCCGGCCCCGGGCGCCGCUGCCAUGCGGCUGGCGCUGCUCUGGGCCCUGGGGCUCCUGGGCGCAGGCAGCCCCCCGUCCUCCCGGCCGCUCCCAGAUCUAGGUGGCCCUGCAGAGGGGCAGGCAAGGCCGGAGAGGGACCCUGGUGGACACUCAGAGCCCCAGAUCCUUCGGGACAGCCCCACAUUCAGCCUAGCGGAGAUGGUCCAGACCAAUCUGCCUGAGGCUUUCCGGAUCAAAUUGGAACUGGACAGUGAGAGGUACAUCCUGGAGCUGCUGCGGACUAGGGGGCCAGACCCAGGCCGCCCCAGCCUGACGUGGUACCGGCCUGACGGCACCCGCGUGGUCAGCGAGGGACACUCUCUGGAGAGCUGCUGCUACCAGGGAGCGGUGCAGGGUUGCACGGGCUCCUGGGUGUCUGUGUGCACCUGCUCGGGGCUCAGGGGCUUGGCGGUCCUGUCCCCAGAGAGAAGCUACACCUUCGAGCUGGGGCCCGGGGACCUUCAGGCCACCCCCAUCAUCUCCCGGACCCAAGACCUCCUCCCGUCAGGCCGCACCUGUGCGCUGAGCUGGGGUGCAUCCGUGCCCGCUCAGGCUCCCCAGGGGCGGACCCGAGGCCAGCAUCGCAGCCGCGCGCGCAGUCGUCGGCGGAGGCGGGACGUAGUGGCAGAGACCAAGGUUAUUGAGCUGGUGCUUGUAGCCGAUCAUUCUGAGGUGAGCUUGCUGGGCGCUGUGUGUCUCGCCUCCCCCCCCGCCCCCCCCCCACUUUUCAUGGUCAUUUCCCUUGAGCCGCAGGUCCAGAAGUACCCGGACUUCCAGCAUCUGCUGAGCCGCAUGCUGCAGGUGGCCUUCCUCCUGGACACCUUCUUCCGGCCCCUAAAUGUGCGGGUGGCGCUGGUGGGCCUGGAGGCCUGGAGCCAGCGUGACCUGGAGGAGAUAAGCCAGGACCCAGGCCUCACGUUACACAACUUCCUCCGCUGGCGGCGCCAGGACCUGCUGCCUCGGCUGGCCCACGACAGCGCCCAGCUCGUGACCGCCACGUCCUUCUCCGGGCCCGCCGUGGGCACGGCCGUCCAGAACUCCAUCUGCUCUCCCGACCUCUCAGGGGGUGUGAACAUGGACCACUCCAGCAGCGUCCUGGGAGUCGCGUCCUCCAUAGCUCACGAGCUGGGCCACAGCCUGGGCCUGGCCCACGACCUGCCUGGGAGCAGCUGCCCCUGCCCGGGCCCAGCCCCGGCCAAGAGCUGCAUCAUGGAGGCCUCCACGGACUUCCUGCCAGGCCUCAACUUCAGCAACUGCAGCCGUCGGGCCCUGGAGCGGGCCCUCCUGGGGGGGCUGGGCGGCUGCCUCUUCGAGCGGCUGCACAGCCUGCCGUCCAUGGCCACCGUGUGCGGGAACAUGUUGGUGGAGCCGGGGGAGCAGUGUGACUGCGGCUUCCCGGAUGAGUGCACCGACCCCUGCUGCGACUACUUCACCUGCCAGCUGAGGCCCGGGGCGCACUGUGCGUCCGGCGGGCUCUGUUGUCAGAACUGCCAGCUGCGCCCCGCCGGCUGGCAGUGCCGCCCCGCCAGAGGGGACUGCGACCUGGCGGAGCUCUGCUCAGGCGACAGCCCCCAGUGCCCUCCCGACGUGAGCCUGGGGGACGGCGAGCCGUGCGCAGGCGGCCAGGCCGUGUGCGUGCAGGGCCGCUGCGCCUCCUACGCCCGGCAGUGCCAGGCUCUCUGGGGACCCGGGGCCCAGCCCGCCACGCCGCUCUGCCUUCGUACGGCCAACACGAGAGGGGACGCCUUCGGGAACUGUGGGCGCAGCCCUGAUGGGGGCUACCUGCCCUGCGCCCCCAAAGACGCCGUGUGCGGGCAGCUCCAGUGCCAGGGGGGCAGGGCCCAGCCGCUGCUGGGCGAGGCCCGGGAUCUGCACUGGGAGACGCUGGAAGCCAACGGGACGCGGCUCAGGCAGAACUGCAGCCGGGCCCACCUGGACCUCGGCAACGACGUGGCCCAGCCGCUCCUGACCCUGCCCGGCACAGCCUGUGGUCCCGACCUGGUGUGCAUCGACCAUCAAUGCCAGCCCGUGGGUCUCCUGGGAGCGCAGGAAUGUCGAAGCAAAUGCCAUGGGCACGGGGUCUGUGACAGCAAAGGACACUGCCACUGCGAGGAGGGCUGGGUGCCCCCAGACUGUGCCAACCGCAUCAGAGCAGCCAGCUCCCUGACCACAGGGCUGCUCCUCAGCCUCCUGCUGCUGGUGGCCCUGAUGCUCCUUGGCGCCAGCUACUGGCACCGCGGCCGCCUGCGCCAGCGGCUCUGUCAGCUCAAAGGACCCAGCUGCCAGUACAGAGCAGCCCAGUGCGGUCCCCCAGAACGCCCGGGACCCCCGCAGAGGGCCCUGCUGACGCCAGGCGCCAAGCAGGCCAGUGCUCUUGGCUUCCCGGCCCCCCCCUCCAGGCCGCUGCCUCCUGACCCUGUGCCCAAGAGACUCCAGGCUGAGCUGGCCGACCGGCCCACUCCCCCCACUCGCCCUCUGCCCGCUGACCCGGUGGUGAGGCACCCGAAGGUUUGUCUGGAGACAAAGGUGACCCCUGAAGCCGGCCCCACAAGCUGGUGUCCCCAGCAACCGGGUGGGCGCCACGACACCCUCCCAAGCCAGCCUCCUGCCUUCUCUCUCUCUGUCUCUCUCUGGCUCUCUGUCCCUCUCUCUCUCUGGCUCUCAGGGGCCCAACAAGCCUCCACCCCCGAGGAAGCCACUGCCUGCCAACCCCCAGGGCCGGCGCCCUUCGGGUGACCUGCCUGGCCCAGGAGCUGGAACCCAACCCGUAGUGGUCCCGUCCAGGCCUGCGCCGCCGCCCCCAGCAGCGUCCUCGCUCUACCUCUGACCCCUGCUGAGGUUCCGUGGCCUGAAACCCGGACCUAGGACUUCAAGAGGCGACCGGUCCCUGGAGUCCUCCUCCAUGACCCAAGGAGCCGGAGCCUGGACUCGCUCCCCUCGCCACCCCCCCCAAGACUCCAGACACAGCCGCGGGCCACCAAGCAGCACCCUAGGGACCCGCUCACGCUGUGGCAGCUGGAGAGGGGAGGCGCUGGGCGCUGGGCUGGGCUGAGGGAGGUGCACACAGCCUGUCCCCGCUCUGGUGCAAUAAACGUGAGGUCUGGGCAGCG